This is a messenger RNA of Homo sapiens (human), 2224 nucleotides long. RefSeq names its product copine family member 9 (gene CPNE9). The record is from RefSeq and is a predicted model, not a curated record. Lineage: Eukaryota; Metazoa; Chordata; Mammalia; Primates; Hominidae. Gene Ontology annotation, biological process: positive regulation of dendrite extension. Gene Ontology annotation, molecular function: calcium-dependent phospholipid binding. The coding region runs from base 20 to 2008 and encodes 662 amino acids. The transcript is spliced from 20 exons.
GGCUGGAAAAUCACAGCUGAUGACAGGGCGAGUAGCUGGUGGGAUCGAGAAGCGGGGGGUCUUGGGCAGCCCCACCCCGAAAAAAGGGCUCAGCCUGCGGGUUCAGGGGGUGGGUCGCAGAUAUCCGGUAGGAGCUCGGCCCCAGGAGGACAAAGUUCUGGGGCGAGCCCUCUUUCCUGGGCCCUUGGAGACAGUGUGGGUGCGUUCGCGUCCAGUCCGCAGAGCCAUGGUUCCUGGACAGCGAUUUCCGGUGCUGUCCAGAGUGCUGACAGAGCGGACCCCGGCUGGGGGUAGCCAUGGGGGACAGAGGUUCGAUGCGGGCCCCAUGCCUCUCCUCAGUGCCCGGCUCAGAGCCGACUCGAGGCGGGCGGACUCCAGGAUGAUCCACUCUGUCUGUCUGUUGCUUUUCUCUAGGAACCUGCUAGACCUUGAUACCUUCUCCAAGUCCGACCCCAUGGUGGUGCUUUACACGCAGAGCCGGGCCAGCCAGGAGUGGCGGGAGUUCGGACGGACCGAGGUGAUUGAUAACACGCUGAACCCAGACUUCGUGCGCAAAUUCGUCCUCGACUAUUUCUUUGAGGAAAAGCAAAAUCUGCGCUUCGAUGUGUACAACGUGGACUCCAAAACCAACAUCUCCAAACCGAAGGAUUUCCUGGGACAAGCGUUCCUGGCCCUGGGAGAGGUGAUUGGAGGCCAGGGCAGCCGAGUAGAGCGAACCCUCACGGGUGUACCAGGCAAGAAGUGUGGGACCAUAUUGCUGACUGCAGAAGAGCUUAGCAAUUGUCGGGACAUUGCCACCAUGCAGCUGUGUGCAAACAAGCUGGACAAGAAGGACUUCUUUGGGAAAUCAGACCCCUUCCUUGUGUUCUACAGGAGCAAUGAGGAUGGCACGUUCACCAUCUGCCACAAGACAGAGGUUGUGAAAAACACGCUGAAUCCUGUGUGGCAGCCCUUCAGCAUCCCUGUGCGGGCUCUGUGCAAUGGAGACUAUGACAGAACGGUGAAGAUUGAUGUGUACGACUGGGACCGGGAUGGAAGCCACGAUUUCAUUGGUGAGUUCACCACCAGCUACCGGGAGCUGAGCAAGGCCCAGAACCAGUUCACAGUAUAUGAGGUUCUUAACCCUCGGAAGAAAUGUAAGAAGAAGAAAUAUGUCAACUCAGGAACUGUGACGCUGCUCUCCUUCUCUGUGGACUCUGAAUUCACUUUUGUUGAUUACAUCAAGGGAGGGACACAGCUGAACUUCACAGUAGCCAUUGACUUCACGGCUUCCAAUGGGAAUCCUCUGCAGCCUACCUCCCUGCACUACAUGAGUCCCUACCAGCUCAGCGCCUAUGCCAUGGCCCUCAAGGCAGUGGGAGAGAUCAUCCAGGACUAUGACAGUGAUAAGCUCUUCCCAGCUUAUGGCUUUGGGGCCAAGCUGCCCCCAGAGGGACGGAUCUCCCACCAGUUCCCCCUGAACAACAAUGAUGAGGACCCCAACUGUGCGGGCAUCGAGGGUGUGCUGGAGAGCUAUUUCCAGAGCCUGCGCACAGUGCAGCUCUAUGGGCCCACCUACUUUGCUCCUGUCAUCAACCAAGUGGCCAGGGCUGCAGCCAAGAUCUCUGAUGGCUCCCAGUACUAUGUUCUGCUCAUCAUCACUGAUGGGGUCAUCUCUGACAUGACGCAGACCAAGGAGGCCAUCGUCAGCGCCUCCUCAUUGCCCAUGUCUAUCAUUAUCGUCGGUGUAGGACCAGCCAUGUUUGAGGCAAUGGAAGAGUUGGACGGUGAUGAUGUGCGCGUGUCCUCUAGGGGACGCUACGCAGAGCGGGACAUCGUUCAGUUCGUCCCAUUCCGAGACUAUGUUGACCGGUCGGGGAACCAGGUGUUGAGCAUGGCCCGACUGGCCAAGGAUGUGCUGGCCGAGAUCCCGGAGCAGCUGCUGUCCUAUAUGCGCACCAGAGACAUCCAGCCUCGGCCCCCACCCCCUGCCAACCCCAGCCCGAUCCCAGCUCCAGAGCAGCCCUGAGGAUUCCACAUAUCCAAUGCCUCACAGUCUGCAAGCCUGCUCACCCACUGCUUCUGCUUUAAGCCAGAGGCACCUGGAACCCUGGACUUCACUGGGAGGGCCAACUUGGAGGAUCAGUGCUGGCUGACAAGCCCUCCGCCUCCUUGCCUGCAGAGGGCCUGGCACUAUCACCACCUCUCUGCCUUCAUGCCAAUAAUAAAGCUGAUCUUUAUUCCA